Ceutorhynchus assimilis (cabbage seed weevil) is the source of this 3352-nucleotide messenger RNA. The record is from the annotation of a GenBank genome assembly. NCBI's taxonomy places the organism in Eukaryota, Metazoa, Arthropoda, Insecta, Coleoptera, Curculionidae.
UUUUUCAGCAAUAUAAAAUGUAUUAUACUUAAUUAUAUUUUUCAAGCAACAAAAACUGAGACAUAUAGGUACUCAAAGAGAUUUCAAAACAUUAGAAAAUUAUUAAGCGCCCAAUUGCUUGUACAAAAUAGGAACAUAAUCAUCAUAUUUAGCUUGAUAAAAGUUUCCAGCUACUGGCUCUUGAAGUAGGUACUUUUCAGCAAACUUCCUUAUAGAAAAUCCAGCUCGGUUAUCACCAGAACUAAAAAUCAAGUAAGCAAAUUUAUGCAAUUAGAUUCAAUGCAGAUAACAUACUUAUUGGGCAAACGUGGUUCAUCAAAAUUCAAUUUUCCAUUUUGCUUGUAAAUCAAGAAAACAUAGCGAUGCAAACCAGUAUUUGGAGGCGGUCCAGAACCAACGUAGGCAGACAAAACUUCACCUUUGGAGACAUCCUGGCCGGGAAUAUUACCUACAAGCCAAUGGUGCCAUUCUCUGAAGUUGGGCUCUUUACGAGAUGGGGCAUCAGGAUCUAAGAAAUUAUAAUUAUGUAGCGUUAUAUAUGUAAUGAAACUAGAGGCCUUACCAGUCAUACAUAAAGUGUAAAAAGCAUUGGCAUCAGCUUGCCAUUGAACAGUAGGUUGGUCCUUAACUUGAGUUGGAGUAAGUUCAUUUCCUUGGUCUACUUUAACACCACUUGGGUAAGAAACCUGUAGAAAACAAUUUCAAAUUUAAAAGAUUGGUAUUUUUUUUACAGAUUAUAUUUUGUUAUUAACUUUUCCAAGGCUAUGGGUGUGGUGAUAAGCAGCUGACUGCAGUAGUUCAAAGGUCAUUUUUUACAUGCAGAAUGGUAAUGCAAAUACAAAUUGUGUUUUCCAAGUGAAACGCCCUAAAAUUCCGAAAAACUAUUGAAAAUACACGAACCUGAGCAACUUCUUGAGGUGCCACACUAAUUACAUCUGGAACGACUCCGUGUUUUUCCAUAUUUUUGGCAAUAGUCGAAAAAAAUCUGGAUACCACAGCCGGCCUACGAACUGCAAACAUUUUUGUUUUUCUGGUCCCUUCAAAUCAAACUGGAUAGGUUUAAUUGAUUAUAUAAUUUAUUUUUGUCUUUGUCUUUCUUGCCACUAUUAGACAAUGAUGGACAUACUCUUCUCGGUGCAUUUAUAAAAUUAGUCCGACAACUGACAAUAAAAUUCCAUGGUUGUCAGAUUGCGUUCCAACUUUCAACUGUACACUAAAAAAAAAGAAUUUUUAUUUACCAUGAACAUAACCUUAUUAAAGACGGCAUGUUUUUGUUUUUCUUUUUCAACCACCACCACCUGUUGAUUUUUCUUUGAGUUCAUUUAAAAUUUAAAAAAUAAGAGCUUUUUUUGAGUAAAAUGGAGCAAAAUUCAUGGGAAAAUCGGCGCAAAAACCGUGGCAAAGUGGAAAGCGGCCUGACGCACGAGUGUGGCGUUUUCGGAGCGAUCGGAAACGAAAAUUGGAAAAGUAGCACUGAAAUAGCGCAAAUCGUUAUGAUCGGUUUGCAGGCCUUACAGCACAGAGGCCAAGAAUCAUGUGGCAUCGUUACAAGCGAGGGUCACAACGAAUUCAACAUCCAAAAAGGCAUGGGACUGGUCAAAAACGUCUAUACAAACGACAAUCUGUUAAACCUUACUGGUAUCAUGGGAAUCGGUCAUACCAGAUACUCUACCAGUGCUAAAUCGACUGCCGUCAACGCGCAGCCCUUUGUAGUACACUCGAUGCAUGGUUCUUUAGCUGUAGCGCAUAACGGCGAGCUGGUCAAUGCCGAAGCUCUAAGAAAACAAGUUCUUGAUAGAGGUGUUGGGCUUUCAACACACUCUGACAGCGAGCUGAUAACUCAAGCGCUAUGCUUGAUACCACCAGAAGGUGAAGUUGAUGGACCUGAUUGGCCUGCUAGAAUCAGACACCUGAUGAAAUUGGCUCCUUUGAGUUACUCUUUGGUGCUGAUGCUAAAAAAUCGAAUAUAUGCUGUGAGGGAUCCUUAUGGUAACAGACCAUUGUGCAUGGGAAAAAUUUUAGCAGCCACGUCUGAAAUGACAAAUGGUUAUACAGAAAGCAUAGUCAAUCGCAUUAUUGAUACUGAAAAACCAGCAGACGGUUGGGUUGUUGCCUCAGAAUCUUGCGCUUUUAUGAAAAUCACGAGAUACACACGGGAAAUUUUGCCUGGGGAAAUUGUCGAAUUGACCAGAAAUGGCCCGAGGACUGUUGAUAUAAUUUCGACUCCUGAAGGCAAGCAUUUGGCUUUUUGCAUUUUUGAAUAUGUCUAUUUUGCAAGGCCUACUAGUAUUUUUGAAGGACAAGAGGUUUACAAUGCCAGAGUCCAUUGUGGUAGGCAACUAGCUUUGGAACACCCUGUAGAAGCUGAUAUUGUGGGUGCAGUUCCAGAAUCUGGAAAUGCUGCUGCCCAUGGGUAUUCAUUGGAAUCAAAAAUUCCUCAAGGGGAACUAUUGGCUAAAAACACUUAUGUUGGAAGGACGUUUAUACAGCCUAGCAAUCGCUUGCGACAAAUGAACGUGGCCUUAAAAUUUAGUCCGAUUUUGUCCAAUGUAAAAGGCAAACGUAUUAUUCUAAUCGACGAUUCCAUUGUGCGCGGCAACACAGUUGGUCCAAUAAUUAAAUUGCUAAGAAAAUCCGGAGCCAAAGAGGUGCACAUCAGAAUCGCCAGUCCGCCAUUGAAAUUUCCUUGUUAUAUGGGCAUUAAUAUUCCCACUAGAGAAGAAUUAAUUGCCAAUGCAAAGGAUUUCGAGGAUAUUGCUUUGAAAGUGGGUGCGGACAGUUUGCAAUAUUUGAGUGUGGGAGGGUUGGUGCGAGCUGUUCAAAAAGAUAUUAAAGUUGAAGGCAGGGAGAUUGGGCAUUGUACUGCUUGUCUUACUGGGGAUUAUCCAGGUGGGCUUCCUGAUGACCUAGAGUGGUAGUUGUUGGCUUAAAUAAUAGAUUUUGAAAAAGCAGUAUUAUGAUGGGCAUUGUACUGCUUAUCUAACUGGGAUUGGAUUAUUAAUAGACAAAAAAUCCAGUAUUACAGUUCUCAAAUUCAAUUUGUUAACAGAACGCAAACUAUUGUAGAUUUAAGGCUAAAAGCACUGACCUCCAUAAAGAAUGUAAUUUUAUUUUGGAGUUUGGUGGGUAAAACGGGUCCAGGAAUAGAAGUAGUACAAAAAUAUUUUCUUGCAUAUUUUAUGAGUUAUUAUUGAUUGCAACUAAAAUCAAAAUCGAAUCUCGACAAUUUAUCUGUUAUUGUUUAUAUAAUAUUUUAUUUAUUAAUGAAUAAAAAUAUCAGCAUACAAAAUUGUUUUAAAAUUUCCCGCUGGAAUCUAUUCUAUUACUCUCCGAAGUCAUAUUCCUAUUUCUG